Messenger RNA from Hydractinia symbiolongicarpus, 1129 nucleotides. RefSeq names its product melatonin receptor type 1C-like. The record is from RefSeq and is a predicted model, not a curated record. Gene Ontology annotation, cellular component: membrane. Gene Ontology annotation, biological process: G protein-coupled receptor signaling pathway. The transcript has 3 exons. NCBI's taxonomy places the organism in Eukaryota, Metazoa, Cnidaria, Hydrozoa, Anthoathecata, Hydractiniidae. Bases 1 to 927 code for a protein of 308 amino acids. Gene Ontology annotation, molecular function: G protein-coupled receptor activity.
AUGAUUUUUGUCAUUAUCGCGUACACUAUAAUAAACUCGCUUGUGUAUGACAUGAUAAUGUCUAUAUUAUUCAAUAACAAUGAGCGAACAGAUAAGUGUAAAAUAUGUAAUAGAGCUUACAUUCUGGUUAUCCUAAAAAACAAGAGGUUAAGAAGAUCGAACAAUCCUUUAUAUCUGUUACUUUCCAUAUCUGAUUUGAUAGUUGCUGUAAGUCUAACUGUAAUUUAUGGAAUACAGAUCACAGAAUACCUGAACAACACAUCAACACGCAUUGCAUCAAUCUGGUCAUUAGUCGUUCAUAGUUUCGUCAACAUGUCUAUUUCAGCCAUUAUAUUGAUCCAACUGGAGUUGUAUUUAGCCGUAUUUAAACCGUUUGCAUACAAAACAAUUUUAAGGAAAAAAACAUUACCCAUACUGUUGAUUUUAGCCUGGAUUCCAUCUAUAAUAAUGCCUUCUGUUAUAUUUUUUAAUAAAUCAAUAUUUCAAGAUAUUGUCCGAACUGCAAUCACCGUUUACGAAUUUUUCUCUCUACUGCUUGUAGCGUUUUGUCAAAAGAAAGUGAUUAAAUAUAUUAGAAAAAAUGAUCACACUAGGCGAGGAAGAAAGUUAAGCCAAGUAGCUGCCCAAAUAUUGGUUGUUUAUGGAGUUUCUGCAGUUGCAGGCUUUGUAGGAAGUAUAGUUAACCAAUUCAACUUAGCAACACAAGUUAUUAAUGACAGCGUGUAUGAAUGGUGCAUGUUUGCAGUCUUAACAAAUACAUUAUGGGACACGUGUAUUUACGGAUUACGUUAUGUUGUCGUUAGAAAUGAACUUUUGAAAGUAUUUCCAUGUUUUCGGAUUUGUGCUAAAAGUAGCAAGAAUAAGGUAGCUAAUUUCGCGGAGCCGCUACCCUGGAACCAAAUGCGUAGAAAUGGAGUGCGAAAAUAACAUAUUGAUUUAUUCACGAACAAAUUUAAACAGGUAUGAGAGAUAUGUAACCUUUUUGAGUUUUUCCUGAUAAAAUAAAAAACUCAAUCAAUGCAAAGAAUAAUUUGAAAAAUUUCCACAAUAUCUUUUUACUACUAAAUUACGUACACUUUUUUUUUCGGCAUUUGUUUUCAACAGGAAGACAAAAGCAUAUCAAAGGCAU